AUGGUCUUUCUACUCAGAAUUGCAAUCUUUGCCCUGGCAACUGCUCCUUUGAUAGCUGCGGCUCCGACUGAUGUUCGAUCACCUAGUCCGCCACGCUCGUCCCCACCUUUCACCUUCGAGCAAUGGGCUGAUGAUAUUAUCAAUAACCCCACGGCUCAACACAUAUCUGCUAAAGAGGCAGCAGAAGCUUCAAUUAGAUCUCGGAACAUCAUCGGCUGGCAAUCUACAACCCCUCACAACACUUCUUGGUCUGAAGAAUCCAAUGGAAGUCAAUCAAAUAAGCGCGAUAAAGUCUUCCUCAAAUCCAAGACUUCUGAAAGUGGCAAGAUCAUUGAUAUCAACACCGUUCGAUGCAACGGCUUCCCCACAAAUAUGGCACCGAUUGAGAACGCCGCCUGGUGCAUUCAGUGGCUUGCAAACCAAGAUGACAACAAGUGCAUUGUUAUGGAAAAGGAGGUGACAGGGUUCUGCCGCUCAAAUGGUGAAACUUUCAUUCUCGGAUGGAGGAAGAACAAGAAAUCUCUGCACCAGUCAACUUGCCAGGAAAUCGCAAGAACUGCGGGAAGGAUCAUGGAUUACUGCACAAGUAGCGGAUUCGUACAAGGAGAAACAACUGCGUGGAAUGAUACGGCUACUGGAGUUAUGAUUCGGACGUUUGAGUCGGGUGCUAUUGACAAAAACAUCAAGCUUGAGAUGUGA
This is a messenger RNA of Colletotrichum abscissum, 699 nucleotides long. RefSeq lists its product as uncharacterized. The record is from RefSeq and is a predicted model, not a curated record. The coding region runs from base 1 to 699 and encodes 232 amino acids. NCBI's taxonomy places the organism in Eukaryota, Fungi, Ascomycota, Sordariomycetes, Glomerellales, Glomerellaceae. The transcript has 4 exons.